AUGAAUAACGAUGCGUAUUAUCACAACAACCACCACAACCAAGCAUCGGCGUACCUCUCCCCGCAACACAACUAUAACUUACUCGACGACGACGAGAACGAGAAGAAGAAACGAUCUAGGGGAUUUAUUAAAGGAACGAUGAUGGGAGGAAAUUUCAUCAGAAACGCUGGGACGGUUUUGUCGAGGCACUUUAAAUCGACAUCGACGCAAUCGAUGAAAACACCACAACAUGAAGGACAACAACAACGAGUGAAUCCGUUCGCGGUGAUUUUCUUCCUCUUAUUUGCGUUUUCGUAUUUUCGAUGGUCGCAGGUUUCGAAAAAGUUCGACCUGUUUAAAUCGAACGCGGACGGGAGCAUGAGGCGGUUCAAAGAACUCUCCGGGAGUCGAGAGAGACGGUGUUUGGAAACGUUAGAAGAUCGCGAGAGGGAAAUGGGAGAGUUGCGCGCGACGGUGCAUAGCAAAGAGAAGGACACCGAGGACGCCACGCAUAAGUUCAACGCGUGCGAGUUGAAGUUAUCGGGACAUCACGAGGAGAAGAAGUUGAGCGGGAACGAAAAGUCACAGUUGAAGGAACAGUUGGAGAGUUUGAGGCACGAAAAAGAAAAUUUGGUCAUCGAGAUGAACAAGUGGAAAGACGAGGCUGAGAGCGCGAAGGAUGAACUCGCGACGUUGAAGAAACAUCACGAGUUGGAGAAGCACGACGCGAGCGUGAAGCACGAGGCGGAUUUGGGCGUCAUGGACGAAGGGUAUAACGCGGUUAUCGAUAGCGACGGGGUGUUGCACGAACACACGGACGAGGAAUACGAGGAGCUAAAGAGAGCGUUCGAAGCGGUUUCGAAGAAGCAUAACUUGGAGCACAAGGAAUUCUAUUACGAAAGCUCGGACCCGAACAAUCAUCAUCACGAAGAACCUGUUGUAGGAGGUGAUCCGGAACACCGCGAACCACUCGAACCACAUCCGGGAGUAGACGGACACAACAACGUUCACCACGUUGAACACGUGUCAUCGACGGAAGAAAUCCCGAAUCACAGAAAGAGUGGUAGCCAUAGCAAUAGUCACGAAGGCGGAGGAGAGGACGAUGAAGAUAUUCGACCUCUGUGGGAACGUUACGCCGACGUCGCGGAGGAAACACUCAAGACGUCGUGA
Molecule: messenger RNA, 1149 nt
Organism: Bathycoccus prasinos
Lineage: Eukaryota; Viridiplantae; Chlorophyta; Mamiellophyceae; Mamiellales; Bathycoccaceae
Exons: 1
Coding region: 1-1149 (382 amino acids)
Source: RefSeq, a predicted model, not a curated record